AUGAAAACGACCUUUACACACAUCGUUGGUGUGAAUCCUAAAAAUGAGACACCACAACAGUGAAAAUUUACCUUUUGUAAAAUAGCAACAGUGCGAAAUCAUGAUUACCGGGAUCACAUUACAAGUUAUCUCAACACUCAUAGCAACACUGAGUGCAUUUGUUGACGGUAUGCAUUUUGCUUGGACCGCACCGAUAGUUCCCGUCCUACGUAAACCCAACAGUCCAAUAAAAAUAACCCCAAAUGAUGUGACACUUUUGGAAACCAUCUAUCUCUCCGGAGGAGUCGUCGGUUUGCCAUUAACAAUCUUCCUCGUAAAUAAAAUUGGGCGAAAAAAAUCGAUUUUAACAGCCUCGGCUAUUAACUUAAUCGCUUGGAUAAUUAUAGGAACCGCCGACAAGGUGCAGUAUUUAUACUUAGCACGGUUUUUGGGCGGAUUAGAAGCGAAUGUUAACUACGUUUCAACGCCGAUGUAUAUCGCCGAAAUCGCCGAGGAAAAGUUUAGGGGAGUUUUGUCGGGAAGUUUGUACGUGAUGGUGACUUUUGGCAUGCUUACCAUUUACUCAGUAGCCCCAUUUAUGCCCUUCUAUGUCCCUUCUGUGAUAGCAGCAGUGUUGCUGGUGACCCAACUUCUCACAUUUUGGAUUUUGCCAGAAUCUCCCUACUAUCUGAUGAAGAAAAGACAAGAGGAAAAAGCCAAAGCAGCUCUAUUAAAACUGCGAGGAAAUCUCGACAAAUUCCAAACAAUAUCUUCAGCCAUCCAAAAACAACAAAAAGAGAAAGGACGCUUCCGUGAACUUUUCUCAGUGUCAAACAAUCGGAGAGCUUUCACAAUUGUGUUAUACCUAACUGCAGCACAACAUUUCUCCGGGAUAACUCCGAUUUUAAUGAACUUGCAUACAAUUCUAGUUGAUACCGAUUCAACUUUUUUUAAUUAUAACGUGACUGCUAUUUUUUUCGUUGCUGUGAUGCUAAUUACAUCGAUUCUAACUUCGUUUUUCCUUGACAAACUCGGGCGGAAAGUUCUUUUAAUUAUCUCGAGUAUGGUUUGUGGUUCGUGUUUGUUAAUUAUGGCCGUUUAUUUCCACUUAAAAUCAUUGGAAAAAAUUGAUUCUAGUACAUUUGGUUGGAUUCCUUUGAUUGCUGUAAUGACAUAUGCUGCAGGAUUUCGUAGUGGUAUUGGUUUAGUACCGAUUGUAUUAGCUUCGGAAUUAUUUUCAAUGAAUGUUAAAGCUCUUGGUAUGUCCUUGAGUGACGGAAUGUAUGUAACUUUUGGAUUUAUUUGUAUAGAGAUGUAUCAAACCAUUGUUCAUUAUUGUGGAUAUUAUGUUCCUUUUUAUAUUUUUACAGUAGUUGCAUUUGUGACAGCAGCUUUUGCUUUCUUUGUCAUUCCAGAAACUAAAGGUAAAUCACUAGAAGAGAUACAAACACUAUUGAAAAAACAAAAACAAACACUCACGGACGAUAAAUACGAAAAUCACAAUCUUGUAAUUGCUUAGAAAGUUAUAUUUAUUUUUGUUACAACACACAAAAAAUAAAUUAAUUUGUAUGCG
Tribolium madens (black flour beetle) is the source of this 1552-nucleotide messenger RNA. RefSeq names its product facilitated trehalose transporter Tret1-like. The transcript is spliced from 2 exons. The coding region runs from base 101 to 1498 and encodes 465 amino acids. Gene Ontology annotation, molecular function: transmembrane transporter activity. Gene Ontology annotation, biological process: transmembrane transport. Gene Ontology annotation, cellular component: membrane. The record is from RefSeq and is a predicted model, not a curated record. NCBI's taxonomy places the organism in Eukaryota, Metazoa, Arthropoda, Insecta, Coleoptera, Tenebrionidae.